Messenger RNA from Seriola dumerili (greater amberjack), 1433 nucleotides. RefSeq names its product MIS18 kinetochore protein A (gene mis18a). The transcript is spliced from 5 exons. Bases 23 to 685 code for a protein of 220 amino acids. The record is from RefSeq and is a predicted model, not a curated record. Gene Ontology annotation, cellular component: chromosome, centromeric region; chromatin; nucleus. Gene Ontology annotation, biological process: CENP-A containing chromatin assembly; chromosome segregation. Lineage: Eukaryota; Metazoa; Chordata; Actinopteri; Carangiformes; Carangidae.
UUUGGGGGGACCUGGUAAAAAAAUGGCGACUAAAUCAAAACCACGACAGAAAAAUAUAAGAGCUGCAUUGGAAAAGUCCAGUUUCGACUCUUCCGCCGUCGAAAUAAAGUCGGCAAAACACCGACAAAAACGUGCAGAUAACACGUUUGAAACGUCCAGCAUAGACUACACCGCCGUCGAAGAAAAGCUGUUCGGCCAUGUAGAGGAAGACGAGGACAGUGACGAUGGACCAGUAGUCUUCAUCUGCGGGAAGUGCAGGUUACCUGUUGGGGAUUCACUGGCCUGGGAUGGAAGCGAAGACGGCCAAAACCAAAUUAAACUGAAGCGGGUCACUGAAAACGUCUUGGUUGGAGAGGACACUAGACUAUAUGAUGCAGGCAAAAAAACUCUCUGUCUGAUCAAAGAUCUCUUCUGUCAAGGCUGCCACUCUCUGCUUGGCAUGGUUUACGCAUCAACGCCUAAGCGCCUGGACCACAAGAGAUUUGCAUUCUGUUUCAAUGUAGCCGAAAUCGACAGCUAUGUGCUUGGCUCUGCAAGCCAGAUGUUGGCAGCAGAGGGCCCCAAAGAGCAGCUGGUCACAGUGGAGUACAGAGGCAUUGUUGAACAACAGCUGACAGAGAUGAAAAUGCUGGUCUUGUCCAUGGCACAGACGCUGGAAGAGAUUGAAACUGGCCUUCAGGACUGAUGUGAUGAGGUGUGACAGUGAUGGACGUCAACUUGUCUGGGUGGGUCCUUUGUCCAGGUGUUGAACAUGUGGAUUUAAUGUCCUCACUCCUCGCUCCUACCUUUUAUACUAAGGAUUCCUCCUCUAAGUUUCAUCUCAGCUACAUUCCCUCAGUAACACAUUUUGUCCUAGCCUCACCUUGUGCACAAACAUCUACACACACACACAUACACAGCUUCCACUCCGCUUUGUUCUGAUUACCGAUGGUGAAACAAAGACUGGCUGCACUUGUAAUCAAUCAUGUUGUCAGCUCGGCUCCUGUGGCUCAUGGCACCAUCUUCUCUGUGUGUGUCAGUGCAGAGGGAAUGUGCGCGAAGAGAAGAAUGUUUAUUUGUGCAGGAUUUCAUCAGGCAGGCUGCUCACUCAGCACAAUGCUGUAUCGAUCGGGCCAUCCAAGGCCACACACACUUCUUCUUUGUUCUCUUCCUCAAGCAUGAAGCCUUAAAGGCAGACGGGAUUGCUGAAUAUAUGCUUUCAAUGGCCAGAACUGAACAGCACUGAAUUUGUAUUGAAACAAGGUGAGGCACAUUAUUAGAUAAUUCUUCACAUAGGAAUUAUCCAAAGAUAUUUUUCAAAUAUCGCCAGAAUUUAAAAUAAACAGCAGUUUGCAUCCCUUGUUACAUUAACUCCUUAUUCCUUAUUUUUGUUUGUUUGUUCACAGUUGUACAAACCUGUUUUUCUCUCAUGUAUUUUUGUGUAAUAAAGUAUU